AUGUCUACACAAUUCAAGAAGGCUAAUCAUAGCAAGCAACCGCACAGCAAUUCCAAGAAGCUAGAUCCACAACUUAAGUUCAAAUUGGACACUCUUACAGAGCUUUUUCCAGACUGGACAAAUGACGACCUUAUUGAUUUGGUACAGGAGUACGAUGAUCUCGAAACCAUCAUAGACAAGAUCACAUCUGGUGCAGCCACAAAAUGGGAUGAGGUCAAGAAACCGUCUAAGAAGGAAAGACAGCAACAACAGCAACAACAGCAACAACAACAGCAGCAGCAGCAGCAGCAGCAGCAACAACAACAACAACAACAACAACACAACACAAAUGCGGCCACAAACUCGGACGGCACAAGUGGCACAACUCAUAAUUCGCAUAACAACAACAAUUUCAGCACUCAUAAUCACACUGGCCAGCAUUCAGGGGCUUCUGGCGACGCUGCUGAUCACUCGCAUUCCAAGUAUUCGAAACAUAACAGAGAAUCUGGCUCCAGGCACCACAGCAAGAAAAACGUGGGCAGAGAACGUGGCGGCGCCAAAGCCGUGACAGCAAGCUCAGCAGCUUCAAUUUCCGCAUCAGCCGUUCAACCGGAGCAUCUCAAGCCGGCUGUUUCUGCUGCCAAAAUCGCGUCGUCGUCCACAUCUUGGGCUGCAAUGGCUGGCGACAAGAAAGCUGCAAAGCAACAAAAUGCCAACGUUUCACACACGGCUGUCUCUAACAAGACUCAGUCGGAAAACUCGGAGUCUCCAAAGACUGCUCCAGGGUUACCAGAAGGCACUCAAGAAUCGCAACAGCAAGAGUUGCUAAAUCACGAAGAAAGCAACGAUCAGGAUGCUACGGCUGCCGCCGUCGCUGCUAGCAGUGUUCCAAUAGAGGAUCUUGAAAAGCCCAAGAAAAUGACUUGGGCUGCCAUUGCCACUCCUAAACCUAAACCUGGUGCUUUGAAGAAACGCGAACCAUUGGAGGAGCUUGAAGAUUUGAAGAAAGAAGCUGCCCAAAUAUCGUCAGACGUCCCCAGUGAAGAACCACAAGUAGUGGCUCCCGUUGCCGAGGAGCCAGCUCAAGAACCAAUCACAGAAACGGAAGAGCCAUCAGAGCCUGUUCCUGAAGCUCAAGAGGUAUUCGAACAACCUCAGCAACCCCAGGAGCAAGAAGAGAUAACAAACAGUACUGAAACCGACAAGGCACCAGAGGCCGAAGUUUCUGAAGAAGCCCCAGGUGUUCCAGUUAAGCCAGAGACCACAUCUUACCCUUCACAGGAACAACAGCAACAGCAACAGGAAACACCCGCUACUUACGGAGGUGAAGCUUCUGUUCGUGCUCCUUCUUCGUCCGAACAGACAUUCUACCAACCACAGUCGCAACAGCAAUACACAUCUCAGACUCCUCAACAAACUCCUCAACCUUUGCAGCAACAAAAUGCUGCUGCCGCCGCUGCUGCCGCUCAACAGCAGUACUACAUGUACCAGAACCAAUUCCCAGGUUACUCCUACCCCGGUAUGUUCGAUAAUCAAAGUUAUCCUGCGGGCUACGGUCAACAAUAUGUGCCACAAAGUCAAGGCGCCUCUCAAUCUCAACCAUCAUCUGGUCAGCAAACGCAGUCACAGACCCAUGCGGGACAGUAUGGCAUUCCACCUACAUACAGCGGUGCCAGCAGAGAUAUGGCUGCAGCUUCUCCAAUUGCUGCUCAAGUUCAAUUGCAACAGCAACAGCAGCAACAACAACAACAACAACAACAACAACCCUAUGGAGGCUCAUUCAUGCCAUACUACCACUUUUACCAGCAGUCGUUCCCUUACGGACAACCUCAAUAUGGCAUGGCCGGUCAGUACCCUUACCAGGUUCCAAAAGCUUACGGCAACUACAUGAGCCAAUACCAGCCUCAGCAGCCAGGAGAGACAUCUUCUUCGCAAUCUCAGCAAGGCGAAGAAGCUCAGCAGGGCUCGCAACAGGGUCAGGCAGCAGGAGCUUCUCAAGGACAAGCUCAAAGCUCCGGAAGCCAAGGUCAAGCACAUGUAAGUGCUCAGCAACAGGCUCAGCUACAGCAAUACUACCAGUUCCAGCAACAGCAACAGCAACAGCAGGCAGCUGCCGCUGCUGCCGCUGCCCAACAAGGUGUUCCUUACGGCUACUCAGGCUACGAUUUCUCUUCGCAAGCCACCAGAGGUUUCUACUGA
Messenger RNA from Lachancea sp. 'fantastica', 2178 nucleotides. NCBI's taxonomy places the organism in Eukaryota, Fungi, Ascomycota, Saccharomycetes, Saccharomycetales, Saccharomycetaceae. The record is from the annotation of a GenBank genome assembly.